AUGGGCAUUGGAGAAACGUUCGAUAUCAUCCUCCCAAACUACGGAACCAUCCGCGGUACUAUCGACACCAAGGUCAAUGUCGCCAUCUUCCGCAACGUCCCUUACGCACAUGUCCCCGAGCGCUGGCGUGUUUCUGUCAAACCUCAACCGUGGACCGGUAUCCAUGAUGCUACCGUUCAAGGGCCAGUGUGCCCACAGGGACUAACAACUUACCCACUAGGAAAGAUUGUCCCAGAAAAGUACCUCCAAGUCGGGACGAACCCUAAAUAUGAGUUUGGAGUCGACCAAUCGGAGCGCGAUAGUCUCAACAUGAACAUCUAUGUACCUCUUUCAGUUCUUGAGGAUGAUGGACUGGGGCCUGUUCCGGUCAUGGUUUGGGUCCAUGGUGGAGCUCUUCGGAAUGGUGCCAAUUGCGUCCCUAUCUAUGAUGCAAGAAAUUUUGUUGCUCGGUCAGCCGAACUGGACCAACCCGUCAUCGUGGUCGCUCCCAACUACCGCCUCGCAGUCUUUGGAUUCCUUGCCUCCAAGGAGCUUCAACAGGAUAUGGACGAACAUGUCCGUCAAUCUCCAACACCUGUCCCAGAUUACGACCAAUCCGUCGGCAACUGGGGCCUCCAGGAUCAGAGACUUGCAUUCGAAUGGGUCCGUGAGAACAUUGCGGCAUUAGGAGGUAAUGGACAGAAUGUGACGGCAUGGGGCGAGUCUGCUGGAUCCUUCUCGAUUCACUACCACAUGUUAAUCCCUGCGCAUUAUGGUCUCUUUGAUCAUGCGAUUUUGCAGUCGGGAGUUGUUGGGACCAUGCCGCCACAAACGGUCGAAGUGGAGGGGCAGGCUGUUUUUGACAAACUGCUCAAGGUGUUCAACAUCCCCGAUGAUUUGGAUGGAUUGGAGAAGGUCAAGAGAUUGAGGGCGGUGUCAAUGGACGAUUUGACCAACGCUGCCAAUACUGCGUUUGCCACCAUGACAUAUGGAUGCUACCAAGACGGAGGAAAGCUCAUCCCCUCGACCAUCCCGACCCCGAUACUGUCAACAACCCCAUCAUCUUACGAUCCCAGCAUCAAGUCGAUCAUGAUUGGUUCUACCCGGGAUGAAGGAACAGCAUUCGCGCUUGCAUUCGGAGAGGCCAAGGUCUCGAACUACCCCGCUAUUGUCCAACAGUUUGUCCCCUUCCCUGACCUCGUCCCUUUAUUCCAAUCCGCCUACGGGAUCCCCCAAACUGACUCCGAGUUCCGUAUACUCCUGGACGAAUCUAUCGGUGACAUGGUCUUCCAACACCCGAUCGAGCUAGUUGCCACCACCCUCCUCGACCUCCAAAAGCUUCGCGGAGGUCCCCAACACUUUCAGCUCCUCCGAUACCAUUACAAUGUCGCCUUAAACCGGAUCCAAGAACUCUUACCGGGUCUCAACGCCAUGCAUGCGGGAGAACUCCCCAUCAUCUUUGGACCGCCAUUUUCAGACCUGGUGUUGACAGAGUCCGAGUUACGGUUGAGUCGGGAGAUCCAGAAGCAUUGGAUCGCCUUUGCAAAUCAAAAGCCUAUUACUGUUGAUGAGAGUGGGCAGGUUGCAGAUGUGCAGAAUGGUGAGGCGCUUAUUUGGACGGAGGACCAUCGAGUGGAGGUUGGGAAGGGUAGGAAAAUGAGUCCGGAGGUCCAGGCGUUUUGGGAUGCGAUGACAAAGGCCAAGUUGCAGCGUGUUCAGCGAGCUCUGGAUCGCCCCGAGCAGUGA
Molecule: messenger RNA, 1725 nt
Organism: Linnemannia hyalina
Lineage: Eukaryota; Fungi; Mortierellomycota; Mortierellomycetes; Mortierellales; Mortierellaceae
Source: the annotation of a GenBank genome assembly